Messenger RNA from Lepisosteus oculatus (spotted gar), 4196 nucleotides. NCBI's taxonomy places the organism in Eukaryota, Metazoa, Chordata, Actinopteri, Semionotiformes, Lepisosteidae. The record is from RefSeq and is a predicted model, not a curated record.
AGUCAGCGUGGUGAAGAGCUGCUGUAGAGGCAUUUCCACACGCACGGCGAAUGCGAUUGGUCUACUCACGGUAGCUGUCUGCGCUCCCUCACCUUAAAUGCUCCCUGCUGCGCUCCAUGCGGUUCCCAGAAUCCUUUGUGGGUUGGCGUCUCUCAGCUUUCCUGUGGCUAUGGACUGUCUCAGAGGCGCAAAGGCUGCGCCUCCACGGCGGAGACAAGCCCUGCGUGGGCCGCCUGGAGGUCUUCCACAAAGGCGAGUGGGGCGUCGUCUGCAACGACAAGUGGUCGGAGGUGAACAGCGCCGUGGUGUGCCGGAGCCUGGAGUGCGGGCAGCCUGUCCGUCAGUCCACCAUCAAGAAAUUCCCCCACCACACCAAGAGGGUCUGGAUGAACGAAGUGAACUGCACAGGACGCGAGCGCCACCUGUGGAACUGCAGUUUCUCCGGGUGGGGCAUGGUCACCUGCGAUGUUGAGAGCCACCAUGUCAACGUCGAGUGCUCAGGGCGGGUCGUGCUGAGUCUGGCUCACGGAGGGGAUCGCUGUGCUGGCACCGUGCAGCUGGAUCACGGGGGCAGGAGAGCCAGUGUGUGUGAAGACUCCUGGGGUGCGAAGGAAGCAGACGUGGUGUGUAGGGAGCUGGGCUGCGGGAAUAAGAUUGCCUUCUACAAGGGCGAGAUGUUCCCCAGCGAUGGCGUGGAGCUCCUCUCCCUGAACUGCAUGGGCGAUGAGCAGUACUUCUGGCAGUGUGCCCACAACAUCACGGGCAAGCCCUGCACCUCCCCAGCGGCCACCAGCGUCGUCUGCUCAGAUCAUGUCCCACUGCGUGUGGUUAAUGGUACUGAUGCUUGCCAUGGGAGUCUGGAGGUCAGGGAUGGUAUGAACCUGAGCAACCCGGCCAAGAUCUGUGAAAAAAUGCACUGUGGGAGUAACGGCAUGUUUGUGACCACUGGCAACUCGAAGAAAGUUGGCCUCAAUUGCUCAGACACAGUGAAGAUAUUGCUAGGUCACAGCAACGAUUGCUAUGGGCCAGUGCGUGUUGCCAGAGCCGGCCAGGAGGGGGCAGUGUGUGCCAACGAAUGGAACGAGGAAGAUGGGAAGGUGGUGUGCAGGGAGCUGGGCUGCGGUGAGCUGGUCUCGGUCUCCUCGGGCAGCUGGAACACAGCUGGCUGGGUGGACAGAGUGCAGUGCAAGGGCAAAGAGUCCUCUCUGUGGCACUGCCUGGCCAAACACCACAAACUCCAGCCCUGCAGCGAAGCCCGAGUGGUUUGUGCUGACAGCGUGAAGGUGCGACUGGCCGACGGGACGGGGCGCUGCGCCGGCCGGGUGGAGAUCUCAUACGACGGCCAGUGGAUGGGUGCGGCCGCAGAGGGCUGGACGUCCCUGGACUCGGACAGGGUGUGCGGGGAUCUGAGCUGUGGCGCGGGCUACUCGUCCAACACCAACAUCUUCAGCAGAGGGGGGGUGUCCGUCUUUCCAAAGACACUGAGCUGCUCGAAAAAACACAAGACCUUGGCCCAGUGCAUAACAAAGAAGCAGAGAACAAAAGAGGAUAUCAUUAACGUCAUCUGCACAGAUCACAGAAGCGUGCAGCUGGAGGGGGGUCCCGGCCCCUGCUCGGGGCUUGUGUCUGUCCGUGGCCCUAACGAGACCUGGUGGCUCAGCGGGGAAUCCUGGGAAGAGGCAGCCGCCACUGUGGUGUGCAGGCAGCUGCAUUGUGGGAAUCCCGCUGCUUUUGAACGCAGGCCCAACGGCAGCAGGAGCCUUUGGACAAAGAGGUACACCUGCUCCUCCAACGAGACGACACUGUUCGACUGCCCCUCGACCCCCGUGGCCACAAACACAGGCUUCGCCGCCUUCCUCAGCUGCUCAGGUCUGAUAACCGUGAAGCUGGGGGAGCAGUGCUCGGGCGCCGUGACGGUGUGUCUGAGCGCGACCUGCGGCGUCGUCAGCCGGGAGGUCUGGAAGAGCGAGCAGGCGGAGCUGGUCUGCCAGGAGCUGAACUGCGGGAAGGCGAUGGAUCCGGUGAAUCCCCCCUCGCGGCAGGACCAGGUUCUGGUGAAGAGCGUCCACUGCACCGGCCAGGAGACGGUUCUGGGCCAGUGCGGCUUCGUGCUGAACACUGACACCCAGUACAGAACCGAGCCCGCCUUCGUGGUCUGCGCAAAAAGCGUGAAGGCGCGCCUGCUGGACGCCAGGGACCAGUGCUCGGGCCAGGUGCAGGUGUACCACUCCGGGGGCUGGCGGCCGGUGUGCUCCGCUACUCUGAAUAACAAGGAGCUGAGAACCAUCUGCAACGAGCUGGGCUGCGGCAAGCCCGACGUGAACGGGACCGUCGCCACCUACCUGCCGGUCAACGGUAAAGGGAUGAAGAGCGUCAAGUGCAAAGAGUCCGCCGGCCGCCUGUCCGACUGCACCUUCGGCCCGGAACUCCAAUCAUGUAAUCUGGCGGGCCUCCGGUGCUCCGGCUGGAGAAGGAUGCUGUUCACCGGGAGCCGCGCCUGCUCGGGGGAGCUGUUCGUCCUGGACGCCGCGGGUCUGCACCCCGUCAGCCUCCAGCGCUUCACCAAGUCGGCGGCCGGGGCGCUGUGCCAGCAGCUGGGCUGCGGGGCCUUCCGGAACCUCUCGCACAGCCCCAGCGACCUGAGGCAGUGGUGGAACAGCAGCUACGACUGCAGCAGGACCGCGGGCAGCGCCAGCGUGUGGGAGUGCGAGGCGAGGGCGAGCGGGGCCGCCGGGAACCUUCAAGCCUUCGUCGAGUGUUCAGGUGACGUCACGGCCCAGCUGGCGCAGCGGCACAGCCGGUGCUCGGGGGAGGUGAGGAUCGGCGCGGACGGCCAGGUGUGCGGCCGCCCCUGGGGGGCCGUGGAGGCCGCGACCCUCUGCAAGGAGCUCCGGUGCAGCGCCGCCGUCCCCGAGGAAGCCCCCGCGCGCCCCCCGCUCCGCGCCCCGGGCUACAGCGUGAUCUGCAGCGGCAAGGAGUCGGCGCUGUGGCAGUGCAAGACGGGGCGGGUGCAGUCGUGUGUGGAGGGCGCCGUGACCGUGGCCUGCGCGGACAGCGUUGAGGUGAAGGUCUCCGGCAUGUGUGGGGGGACGGUUCUGGUCCGCUACAGGAGUGAGUGGGAAGGGGUGUGCCCGCUGAACUGGGGCUCCAGAGAGGCCCAGCUGCUGUGCCAGCACCUGAACUGCGGACCGCCUCAAAAUCUCGGACAGACGGAAGUGCAGGACGCCUCUGUGCAUAACUCCUCCCUGGACUGCCUCCCUGGUGCCGUGCUGAUUAAACACUGCGUCCGUGGUAGGAAGUGCCAAGCGGCGGGCAGUGGCGUGGUGUACUGUCAAGGCUAUGUUCCUAAACAAUCCGGGAAGAGUCCCGUGUCUCUGAUUGUGGGAUUGCUCCUGGGGUUAGGUAUCCUCAUAGCUGCAGGGAUCCUGAUAGCCUGGUUCUGGAAGAACAGGAGGACCAGGAAUAAAGGACAUUCAAUAAAGAGAAGAUCUGUCUUUACGGACAGCGUUUCUGAAUAUGAGGAAGUCCCUGACAACGACUCGGGCACGACAGACGUGAUGCUGAAAGAUUUACAACCUCGGCCAGGAUCAGAGACAUCAGCUUUGCAAGUGAUUGGAACAAGCAAAUACACCUUAUCCAGAGCCCCGGUGCCAGGCGCGGAUGUCGAGAGGGGCCUGCGCGCCUCCAACUCGUCUCUCACCGACUACGACGAUGUCGCCGAGGGGCCCCUGGAGGCCCCUCCACCCCCUGCAGGCGCCAGAGACAGAGGCGAGACGGGACGGGAGCACCCGGUGACCGGCGGCGUGACCCCUGACCCUGAGCCCGGUCUCCAGCCUGAGAUCGAUGAUGACGAUGUCACCGCCCCGCCCGAGGCGCUGGUGGACUCGGGAGCCGCCAUGGAUGGGCCGCCAGAAGGGGGUGACGGUGAGCAGGUCCAGAAUCCUAAAGAGGAAGACUACGUGGAGCCUGACAUCCCAGCAGAGGACUCUAGGCACAUUAGAAGACACUGGCUAGAAGCGGUUUCAGCCUGCGGUGGAAUUAUUACACUGAAUCUUAACUGAGUUAGUAAGACUUCACUGGCCUUUAAACUAGAUUGCUUUUUUUUUACUGUAGUACGUCUGGGGUCCAUACCCUGGUUUACUAGAAUAAUGAAGAGUUUUGUGUUUUUUUAUUCAACAAUUAAACUUCAGAAUGUC